GUUAAUUGCUGGAGAACAUAACCUAUAUCAUACGAAAUGGCUGAAGAAGAGAGGCAGGCGAAGGAUGACAAACUUAAACCAAUUUUCCGGGAUCUCACGGCUGAGGACCCAGAACCUGAAACCACUCAAAUUGAAAGUCUUUGUAUGAACUGUGGGGAAAAUGGCAUCACAAGAUUAUUGCUUACAAAAAUACCAUAUUACAAGGAUGUUGUGCUUAUGUCUUUUGAAUGUGAACAUUGCGGAUUUCAAAACAAUGAAAUACAAAGUGGUGGGAAGAUCGCUGAAAAGGGAAUUAGGCAAACAUUAAAGGUGUCUACACCGAGAGACUUAAAUAGACAAAUAGUCAAAUCAGAUUACACAAGCGUUAAAAUUCCAGAACUUGACUUUGAGAUCCCUGCUCAAUCUCAAAAAGGAGAAAUCACAACAGUCGAAGGCAUCAUUAACAGAAGUAUUGCUGGAUUGGAACAGGACCAAGAGCAACGUAGGAAAGAGAACCCAGAAACAGCAAUUGAAAUUGAUUUAUUCCUGUCUAAACUAAGAGCCCUUAAACUCCUGGAGGAACCGUUCACUAUAACUCUAGAAGAUAUCACUGGAAAUUGUUACAUAGAGAAUCCGAACGCUCCAUUGAAAGACAAUCAAUGCACAAUCACUCACUUUACACGAUCUGAAGAACAAAAUCACAUGCUAUGUAUUUUCCCAGAGAACGAUACAGCUCUUCUCAAACCUCUUGAAGAGGGCGAAUUUACAUAUGAUCAGCUACAGGGUGAAGUUCUGUCCUUCCCCACAAAUUGCCCUGAAUGCAACAGUCCUUGCGAAACCAAUAUGAAAAUGACCAACAUUCCACACUUCAAGGACGUUGUCAUUAUGGCUACCAACUGCGAGAGGUGCGGUCACAGGACAAACGAAGUUAAGAGCGGAGGUGGAAUCGAACCUUUAGGCGUGAGAAUAGAAGUUAAGGUGACUGGUAAAGAAGAUUUUAGUAGAGAUCUUCUAAAAUCAGAGACCUGUAGCAUGGAAAUUCCGGAACUUGAGAUGGACGUCGGACCUGCUGCUCUGGGCGGUCGAUUUACUACGGUGGAGGGAGUCAUAGCAGCGACGAAAGAUCAAUUAUUAUCAUCCACAGCUUUUACCGGUGACAGUAGCGACCCAGAGGUAUCAAGAAGAAUGGAUUACUUCAUAUCCCAGCUACAAGAUGUGUUGGAUGGCAAAAAAGAGAUUUCUCUUAUUCUUGACGAUCCAGCCGGAAACAGUUACAUUCAGAGUCUUUCAGAUGAUGGACCGGAUGACAGAUUAAAGAUAACAAAAUACGAAAGGAACUAUGAACAAAACGAAGAACUUGGACUCAACGACAUGAAAGUUGAAAACUAUUAAAUAUCCUUUUAAAGACGUAUAAUAAUUCUAUAAAUUAUAUUCGAGAAGGCUUAAAAAUUUUAGCUACCAAGUACAAACCGAAGGAUUCGAUUAUCAGCAGAACGUUGAGUUCAAAAUGAUUUGACCUAAAAUUAAUCUUGUGUUUCACUAAUGCAGCAAGGUUUAUCAAUCAAUUAUAAUAAAAAAUAGUUUCAUGAAAAA
Messenger RNA from Cephus cinctus (wheat stem sawfly), 1572 nucleotides. RefSeq names its product zinc finger protein ZPR1 (gene Zpr1). Gene Ontology annotation, molecular function: zinc ion binding. Gene Ontology annotation, cellular component: nucleus; cytoplasm. The record is from RefSeq and is a predicted model, not a curated record. NCBI's taxonomy places the organism in Eukaryota, Metazoa, Arthropoda, Insecta, Hymenoptera, Cephidae. The transcript is spliced from 4 exons. The coding region runs from base 37 to 1371 and encodes 444 amino acids.